ACAGCUACACAUCAAUUUCAGGUAAAAUGGAUCCCUUUAGAGAACUUAGAGAGCUACGAGGUAACCAGGGCCAAGAGGGAGAAGAGGAGGGGGUUUUAUCCGUAGAGCCUAUCGCAAUGAUAGUGCCGUCGGCGCUGCAGGACUUGCCGGAAACGUUAACGCCUGAGAGCAGCACCAGUUCGAGCGCUAGGGGCAACGGUGGCAACCACCACACUUCAUCGUCCAGCAGCUCGUCCUCUAGAGAGACGCCCCGCCGCGAAGAAAGGACGAGAAAUGUGGUUGGCAAUGUCUCAGAUCUACCAGUGGUUGGGGAGUGGGAAAGUAGGGCGAUCACGGGUAGAUUGAGCAAUCUACAUAAGGCACCCAAGGAACUGCCCGUUGGAUUUAGAUUCAAAGUGGUGCUUCAUCACGAAGUAGCAGAUAGUGCGCCCUCAAUAAGUGGGUAUAGGAAACUAGAGGAUAUGGUGAGGGCGUACCACAUCCCCAGGACGAUAUUGCUGCAAACUAGCGCGCAGAAUGAGAAGGCAUGCACGGUGUCACAGACGGGCUGGAUACUAGUGUAUAUGGAUCACUUUGACGCUGGUCUACGAUUUCCCCUGCCCGGGCUAGUAUUCGACCUGCUGGCGGAUUACGAGCUGGCUCUGACGCAGCUGACGCCCAACAACAUAAGAGGCGCAAAGUGGUAUUACCUCUCCGAGAGAGAGAAGAGCCAACUGUUCAAGAAUGUCAGGAACAAAGUAACGAGGUGGAAGAGGCAAUUCAUCUUUGUUCGCGAUACGCGAACAGAGAGAAUAAGCAACAACCUCGCUGCUCCGCUAUCUGGGUGGCGUGUGCCGAAUGCACACGUCAAUUACCCUCAACUGCUGCCACGGGACACUGAUUUCAAGAGUCAGCUGCUGGAACAUGCGAGGAGGGAGCAUUUGAUAGAUCUGGAAGCCCUGGUUACCUCGGAGCAGCUCACCGUGUUCGGGUUUGUUGACGUGGCAAACCUGUUCACCGAAGGAGAAAUGAACAGCAUACUGGAACGCCAGCGCCAGCGCGCCCAGGGUUCCCAAGGCCGCGCGUCGGGCAGCGCGCCACAAAGACAGACACGGUUUGACGAGCAGUCGCCCCCAGCGCCACAAUCACGCAACUCGUCACACCGUGGAUCGAGCUCAGCGUCCAGGCCUCGCGCCAACCAGCGGGUUGAAACUGCAGCCCCCAAUGCACGCAGGCGUGCACAUGAGGAGACUGACAGUGAAGAUGAGGUCCCCCUCAUGCGACGCAGAACAAGUGGGGGGACCCAGCCCGCGCAGGCAACUCAACCUGCGGCCACGCGCUCAUCAAACGCGCCAUCAGCCACGGUGCGGGCAGCAGCGGAGCCCGCAUCUGCGUCGGCCUCAGUGUCGGCGCCUAGGAUCGCGUAUCUAGAUGGCUUCAGCUACGUGAAGCCUGACCACCAGCCCGCCAUGGUGCAAGGCAUGCAAAGCUUUGUGCCUCCCGUGGAUCGUCAGCGGGCAAGGACGUUUGUGCAGCAGCAUGGCGGGCAGGUCGCCAUGGUCAAGCUGAUGGAUGCGUUCAGCUAUGCGGUGGCGCUGUUCGAGAGCGAGCAAGCAGCUCGCUCACAGAAUAACGAGCUCAGCGCCAACUGCAAACAGCUAGCCGCAGAAAAGGCUAGCCUUGCGGAUGAUGUCAAUCGUCUGCAAGGCUCGGAGAUGGCCAAUCGAGCUGCUGCAGCGGAGAGCCGAGUAGACGAGCUCGCGAAUAGAAAUAAUGAGCUCAGGGAGGAGAUGGAGCGAGCCCGUGCAGAAAAAGAAAGCGGGAUCCAGGCGGCAAAAAACCUUAAUGAAGCUAAGGAGGCCCUGAACACGCUGAAGGCAUCACACGGGCGCUCCAUAAGCAUCGCCCGAGCUCAGGGGGCAGAAUGGCUAGUAGGGUCGGCCGCGUUCCAAGACGCUGUGGCGGUGGCGUCUGCAAACGUGACCACGGAGAUCUACAACGAGAUCUGUGGAAAGGUGCUGCAACACCGCCCAGAUUUCCCCAUACGCAAGCUGGUGUUUUUUGACGAGGAGGAGCUCGACGAGCAGGGUAAGAGCCUUGCUCCCCUCGCUGAUACCACAGUGCGGCUGAGGUGGGACCUCAAUGAGGAGGGAGUAGCCGUUUGGCCUCCCUCAGUCUUAGAGGAGGGGGAGGAUCCAAUGGGGCUGCCCUCCUUUGACGGAUGGGUGGAAGGGGCUCAGGUGGUUGAACAGGAGCCAUCGAGCACUCCUCCCAACUCUUAGCCCGCCGUGGUGCCGGCCAGGUCACCCGUCAAUGCACCAGCUCCCAAGCCCACAGCCCGGUCUUCUCCAGCCCGCUCCACUCCUCCCGCUGUUGCAGAUGCGUCUAUGCCCGUCGACCUGACGGAUGAUUAGAUUUAGGAUUUUUUCUUUUUGAUCUUUUGUAUUUUUUGUUUCUUUCCGCAAACAACUGUAUCCCAAUCUCUCGUACUGAAACUUGUAAUUUUUUUUUUUUGAAAAGAAAUACAAAAUUGGAGAUUAU
Molecule: messenger RNA, 2520 nt
Organism: Rubroshorea leprosula
Lineage: Eukaryota; Viridiplantae; Streptophyta; Magnoliopsida; Malvales; Dipterocarpaceae
Source: the annotation of a GenBank genome assembly